AGCAGUAGGUGUGAAUUUAAAUGGACUCCAGAAGAUGGUAGAGGACAGGAAGACCUGGAGGAAUGUUGUCCAUGGGGUCGCGAUGGGUUGGACACGACUUCGCAAUUAACAACAACAACAUGAGCACCUUUAGGAUAAUUUAAAAUUAGCAUAUUGUAUCUUUAAAUUGCUUUUCUUUCAUCAAAAGUGAUGGCCUGUUGUAUAUUUUUGAACAAGAUUCAUGUGUGCUUCAAAGAUGUCUUUCAUGUUAUAAAAAUGAAUUUCAUAUUUAAUUUUGAUUUGCAUUGGAAAUCAGCAAAGAACCUUGAAAGUGUAUGCCAAAAUUAUAUAUUACCACCAGGGUCACCAGCAUGUGAAGGGCAUCCCUCUGCCCACUAAAGCAAACAGGCCUCUACAGGGGCUAGCAAUGAUAUAAUAUGAUAUAAAAAGAUGUUGGGCCUGAAUGAACAUAUUUGGUUGCAGUGAUAAUGAUAUCAUUUCAUACUGCCUUGGAGAAGACAAUGAGAAAUAAUUCCUGUAUUUAAUAAGAAAACCACAUGGAUAGACAAUAUAAAUUAAUGAUAUAAUGCUGGAUGAUGACUACUCAGGUUGGAUAGUAUUCAACAUGCUACUGAAGGACUGAGAGUUGCACAUCUUUAAUAGUGCUUAUGAUACAGCUAGUUCAAAACCUUGCAGAUGUUUAUUUACUGAUGUUGACAUGCUGGAAAAUAAAAUCUGAAGCUGCAAGGAAGCAUGAAUAUAGGAAAGCUUAACACAGGAAAAGAUUAAACAAAUCAAUUACAUGUUGACCUCUAAGAUCAUCAGCAAAUUGAAAUGAACUGGAAUUGGACAUUUCCAUCAAAAAAAUCAUGCUGUAUGCUACUCACAAUCCAAAAGGAAAAAAGAAACAGUGUUGUUUUCAUAGCAAGGAUUGUAUUUUGGUAGAUGCAACGAAAGACAAAAUAGAAUUAGACUUUCAUGGACAAUCCUUUAAUAUUAAAAUUAUCCAAAUUAAUCCUCCAAUCAUUGAUAAAAUUGAUGAGUAUUGUGAUAUUACAAUAACAUUUUAUCUGAAAGUGACAGAAUAUGAAACCAAGAUACACUACCAAGAUUGGAUAUUGGAAUGCCAACAUUGGAAAUAUUAAGGAGGAAACAUACAUAGGGUUAUUGUUAGAAUAUGGAAACAUAAAUAGGGUUAUUGUUAGGUUUAGGGUUAGACUCUGACUCCUAUUCUGAUAACAUGUCUAUGGGCUGUCAGACUCAUGAAUCUUCAAACCAUGAUGAUCUGAGGAGACUGAUCAAUCAUAGGCAUCUUGUGAUCAGCUGGAGCAACUGGAUGAUGAGGCACGACCCCAAGCAUCAAGUCUUGAUGCAUGAAAUGGCAAGCAGAACAACACUCUAUGAAACUCCUCACAAAGCAAAGAUCAAAAGAAUAACUGCAGCUAGCUUCCUGCAGUUACAAUUUUAUGUAACUCCUUUGCCUUCAGCCUUUGUUGAAAUGAACCAUUUGGUAUUCCAGCUUAUGGUUCUUGCUGCUUUUUAUUCUUAAACCUUUGACUAUUGGACCAGCUGACUAUCCAACUCAGCUCUUGAUUCCUGGAAUGAAUUUGGACCAGACUAUUGCUGUUUGAACUUCAAACAGAUUUAUUUAUUCAGGACUAUACUUUGACCAUGUACUUUCAACAAGCAUGGAGGGAUAAGAGGCUUUCGUAUAAUGUAAUACCUUUAAAUCUUACACUGGACAAUAGAGUAGCAGAUCAGCUUUGGGUUCCUGAUACCUACUUCCUGAAUGAUAAGAAGUCAUUUGUACACGGUGUCACUGUGAAGAACAGAAUGAUUCGUUUACAUCCAGAUGGGAGAGUUCUCUAUGGUCUCAGAAUUACAACAACAGCUGCAUGCAUGAUGGAUCUACGAAGAUAUCCCUUAGAUGAACAAAACUGCACAUUAGAGAUUGAAAGCUAUGGCUACACAACUGAUGAUAUUGAAUUUUACUGGCGCGGGGGUGAUAAUGCGGUUACAGGAGUGACAAAGAUUGAACUGCCACAGUUCUCUAUAGUGGAUUACAAACUUAUCACCAGGAAAGUUGUUUUCUCAACAGGUUCCUAUCCCAGGUUGUCCCUAAGUUUUAAACUUAAGAGAAACAUUGGCUAUUUCAUUCUGCAGACUUAUAUGCCUUCCAUUCUGAUCACUAUUCUGUCUUGGGUAUCAUUCUGGAUUAAUUAUGAUGCAUCAGCUGCAAGAGUGGCUUUAGGGAUCACAACGGUGCUGACUAUGACAACCAUUAAUACCCAUCUACGAGAAACACUACCCAAAAUUCCCUACGUGAAAGCCAUUGACAUGUAUCUGAUGGGCUGCUUUGUCUUUGUGUUCAUGGCUCUCCUGGAAUAUGCCUUGGUGAACUACAUCUUUUUUGGCAGGGGACCACAGCGCCAGAAGAAAGCAGCAGAAAAAGCUGCCAGUGCUAACAAUGAGAAAUUACGAAUGGAUGUCAAUAAGAUCUUUUAUAAAGAUAUAAAACAAAAUGGGACCGAAUUGCGAUCCCUGGAUCCCACUGGAACUCUCUCCCCAACUAGAUGGACUGCCACUUACGAUUACCCUCUUAAAACGGACAGAAGAAUAAUUGGCACAUAUCAUUGUCCAGAAAUGUAUUCAACAAAGAUGGACCCACAUGAGAACAUUUUGUUGAGCACGCUUGAAAUUAAAAAUGAGAUGGCUGCCUCUGAAGCUGUUAUAGGGCUCGGGGACCCUAGAAGCACGAUGCUGGCCUAUGAUACCUCAAGUAUCCAGUAUCGGAAGGCUGGCUUACCAAGACACAGCUUUGGCCGUAAUGCUCUGGAACGGCACGUGGCCCAAAAGAAAAGCCGGUUAAGGAGACGUGCUUCUCAGUUGAAAAUUACUAUCCCUGACUUGACUGAUGUAAAUGCCAUAGAUCGAUGGUCACGCAUAUUCUUCCCGGUUGUUUUUUCUUUCUUCAAUAUUGUCUAUUGGCUUUACUAUGUGAACUAAAAACAAAGAAAGCCACACAAAUAUCAAGAACUGGAUUUCUCUUCAAAAUUGAUUGUACAGCCAAAUGUGGGACUUAGGAAGAACAAAAUCUAUUCAGGACAAGUUAUUUUAAAACACCUUAUUUGCUGGCCCACUCUAUAACCUGUUCAGUAAUGUUUGGAUUUAUUUUGCACAACUGUGAAGCCUAUCAAGUUACAGUACAAAUGUACACAAUCUGGCUUUUAAAGAUAUAAUUGCAUUUGAUGUUUGGAGGCAGACCUGAAACGUGGUCUCUUCAUUUUUGGAUGAUACUGAAAGGGGAAGCUAAAAAGUUAGGUUUGAACUUCUUCUUCUAGACUCAUCUGGGUUAAAGAGCAUUAUUUGAAUGAAAAGAGUACGGUCAUAUUAUAUCAAAAUCAACAUCAUGUUCAUAUUUUACCUUUUUAUUUUAAUUUGAAGCUACAGUGAGUCAUAAUGCCUGCCAUCAUAUUAUGAAGACAUGUAUCAAGCUGUUGACUGAAUUAAGAAUUCUUUUUGGAAAAUAUGAAAGCAAAUUACACAUAAUUGGGAAGUAUUUAAGUCAGCAUAUCAAUUACCAUUGUGUGAACCAUAGAGCUAUUUUGGAGAUGGCCAAUAUGUCCAACUGUGCACCAUUAAAUGUAAUAUCUAGGAGCCUUCUAUGUAUUAGUGCCAAAUGAGAGUGGGCCGGCAAUUACUUCAUAGGUAGUUUUUUCUCAGUGCUUUGUACUUUCUUCUGGAACAGAGAAAGACGUGCCAAAUGUUGUCAAACACAAGGAUCAAAUAUCAUGCAAAUUACAAAUCUUGAUCAACAAAAUAUUUCCUAAAUUAUAAUUUGGGGUUGUAUUUCCCUUCUAUUUGAAAACAAUUGAGUAGAUCAUACAUUUUAUAGUUCACAUAUUUAUUUAGAUAUGCAAACAGACCCGUCAAAAAAGUAAGCUUAUUGAAAGGAACUGGAUCAUCGUCUUCACUCAAUACUUUCCAUUCAGUUUUAGAACUUUUUUUAAGAGAGGACAAUGAAUGGGGGAGAGCUACUCAUAUAUUUUCCAGCUGAAGGGACUGAAUGAUUUUCAUUAAUUUUUUUUCCUCACAUAAGUAUUUUACAAUUACGCUCUCUUGGUUCAUGUAUAUUGUCCAAUCAAUUCAGUAGAAUUUACAUGAAAUUCAUAUAAGGUAGCCGUGUCCUCCUGGAACAGAAGAUCAACCUGUUUCAGGAAAUAAAUGCAUUAUCAUAGUUGGGAAUGAGUAUCCUUUGGAACUAGAAAUGUUCCAUAUUCUUUUUAUCAUGUUUCUUUUUUGUAUGUAUGUAUAUAUUGCUUCCAGCUAAUAGUUUCCGUAGCACAAAGGAUUCUUUAUUUCUUUGUAAUAUACUUUAAAAUUAAGCUUCCUAGGCUCUUUGCAAGCAUACUUGGUUGAAUUAUGAACUUCACAGUUUGUGAAAAGACUGGUAUUGUGACUCAGGCACAACAGCACUGAGUCGCACACUUUUUUUUUUGUCAUGUUUUUUUUUUUCCAUCAGAUGGACAGUGUUUUAGAACACCCCCUUCUAAAACAUCUUUUGGAACAAAUAAGAUGUGUUUUGCUACAUUCAUGUGUUAUGUUAUUUUUUUUCUUUUGCUGAAAUUGCCCAUUAAUUUUAUAAAAACCAAAAUGUGAAAACUAUCAACCAAGGGAUUUUUAGACAUUAAAAAAAAGAGAAUCCCUUCUAUCCUUUUUUUUUUUCUUCUUCUCAGAUUGGUUCAACAAGCCAGCCUUAGAAAAACUACAGAAUCAGCUUCUAAAACUGCACUUUACCAUAGCUGAAGUUUAUAGUACAAGCCAUAAUAUUUUCUAAUCUUUCCAAGGAGAGGGUGAAUUUUACCCUGGGGGCUAAAAAAGAAAGUACAUAUUCAUCUCCAUGAGGUCAUUUAUGUUAUUAAGUAGAAGAUGCUUUCAGGAGUAAAUGAGAAAUCACAUUUCUGAAUAAAUUAAUUCAAAGACAUACGAGUAACUUAAAUUAAAAUGAGAUUUAAAGUGAGGUUGGCAAAUGGAGAUCUAAGAUAACACAAAAAAAGGUUUAUCUCCUCCAAUACCAGCAUGUGGUAGAGAUUAAAAAAACAUUAUACAGUUUACUUCACAAAGGACAUUGAACUAAGCUAUUACCGUUGUAUUUAUCUGAAAUAUACUCUAAUUUUGUUUUGUUUAGAGCCAUGUUUUGCCUAAUAAUUAUUCCUUUAAUUAUUACUUUUUUUCAGGUUUUGGAUGCAUACUAGCCAGCAAUUAAGGUGUUUUUUCUUCAUAUAUUAAGUUCACCACAAAAUUACAACGAUAUAAUAUGGCACAGUUUUAACCAUAUCUUUCAGAUUAAUGCUCUGUAAAUAUGUUCUGUAUAUGACUGCUACUAAGUUUAAUAUGCAUUUUCCAACUAAAACUCAUGUGCCAUAUUUAUGUUUGUCUAAGGAAAGCUAUGUUUUUAUAGACAUGGUAGUUUAAAUGACUAGGAAGAAAGAACCAAGUAAUUUCAUUCUGAAUACUUUCAGCAAAGUUUGAAUAAUAGUAUUGAAAGACACACCUGGGAAAUUUUACAUUCUAAUAUAUAAAAUCAGCCAGACAAAAGCACAAUGCAUAGAUAACAUGAGAGCAAAUACAUAUUGCUAGCCAGCUAAAUAUAUCUAGGAAAAUGAUCCUGCUAGGUAAAAUAUACAUUUUCUUUCUUUCUUUCUUUUAAAUUAAGCUUAUAUUUCAAUUUCCCACUUAGUGAAAUUAAUUUAAGUAAGCCAAACUCAGACCAUUAUCUACAUAUAUGAUACAAAUAAAGACAUAUUUCCACAUGUUUAUAUAUAUUCUUGAAUGUAUACACAUAUAUGUGUUUAUAUCUUAUGUGUGUGUAACUACACAUGCAUAGACAUACACACACAUACGUAUGAAUUUUUACAGUCUCCUAAUCUAAUGAAACCAGUUUGUGCAUAGAAAUGGAUAUGAGCACAUUGAUCUGUAAACUGGGUGGGCAGGUUGCUGAGUAAGGUGAGGGAGAAGAUUGUUCCAAUAUUUGCAGCUUCUGACACUGGUGUCUCUUUUAUAUUGAUGGGACAUUUCAAAUUCCAAUUUCCUGAAAGCGUUUGCAGCCACAAUAAAACUACAGGACCACAUUUACAUUUUCUGUUACAUCUGUUUGAUGCUAUGGAGGGAUGUUAAAGAAGCCCCCUGCCCAUUCUUAAUAGGAUGACCACACUUGAAAGAUGAGAGGUAAUUUGAGAUGCCACCAGCAGAUGUAAAGAAAGGAAAAGACACAAGGAUUGAGUUGUUAGAGAAAUGGUCUCUAUUUUAUCCUCCUGAGAGAAAGAUCAGGGCUGAGCUAGAGACAUCGCCAUCCUGUCCAGUCCAACUUCCUUUUUAAUUAGCAUUGCAGACCUUCAGCCUCUGCUGCUCAUAAUUGUUUGGGUUUGAGCUAGAAUCUUGCAUUGGUAUUUCAAAAGGAAUAAGCUAAUAACAGUUGUGUUUCUAUAGUCAACCAAUAUGUGAAUAUUUUUUGAGAACAUAAAUUAUUAAUGUAUUUAAAAUCUUACUAUACAGGGUAACUGGAGAUUUCUAUAUCAGCAGAUCAAUGCGUAUAAUUCUUAUGAAGCAUUUCACAGUGGAUAUUGCGAUAGUACUAUAUCUUCUACCAUCUCAGCAGAGACUAACUCUCACAUUGUUUGUCUAUUUCUUUUUUUUUUUCAAUGAAAACAUCUCUACUAACUUUUUAAAAAGUCCUAAUACCUAGAUAGAAAAAGCAAAACUAUGACAUAUUUCUCUGGGGAGAAAAAAGAUAAGAGGGUUCAGGUACAAUAGUUUAAAAAUAGUGAUCAUAACAUUUUGCUAUUUGUACAUAGGUCAUACAAUGUGAGCAAUCGUAAUUUAAAAAAAACAAAACUGUAAAUAUUAUCAGAUUUCUUAACAUUUUUAACUUCUAAUUUGUACUUUAAUGUAAGGCAAAAAGUUGAUUCUAUUUAUGGUUUAGGUUAGUGUCCUAAAAUGUAAAUAUUUAAAUAAGCUGUAAAUGAAAUGUCAAUAAAAAGAGUAAUUGUUCAAUGAUUUUUUAAAAAAAACUAAGUACAGUAAUUGCAGCUUUCUAGCAGAACAAUUUAAACACCCUUUUGCAUAAGACUUGGAUUUCAGAGGACAAUAUCAAAAUAUACAAAUACUUAAUAAGAUUGGCAUAUUAUUCAGUCAGUAUCAAUGUAACCAGUUCAAUUCUAAGCGGGGAGGAGAAAGAACCGAUAAAAAUCCUUAAUGAGUGCCAUUAUCCAUUGACUUUGGUGCACAUGGAGAUUCAGGGGCAUGUGGAUACUUCAGAAUAGAUCUGCAGGUGUGCUUUUUACACUAGCAUCUCUGAAGCACUGCAAGUUAGAGGGAGUCAACUCCAUAUUUUCGUUGGGAUGGUGUCUGAUAUUGAAAUGAAUAAGGCAACUGCUAAUUCUGCAGAGCUUCUUGGGAAAAUUGGAGCUACAUGUAGUUUUAGAAUUGCGGCCCUGGUUUUUCAUGAGCCUAUUUUGAUUUCCAUUAAUACUAAGUCUGCAAUUCUGAAAGGACUUCAGAAUUGCCAUUAACUAGGGAAUGUGACUUAAAGGAACUCCUGGAGAAAGUUGGAGUUAUCAAGUGACUUAAAGAGACCAUACUUCUAGUUAGAGAGUAGUCUGUCUAGUGUACCAUGAGUCCUUAAUAAAAUAUUACUACUUAACCUCAGUAACCUUUAAGAUAUGUGACCUUUAACUUCCAGAAUUCCUCAGCCACCCAUGCUGGCUGGGAAAUUCUGGAAGCUGAAAGCCCCCAUCUUAAAAGUUGUUCAGGUUGAGAAACAAAGAAAUUUUCUAUAGUUUGGGCCACAGUGACAGCCUUUUAUCCAGACACAGUAAUAAUACUGAUGAUUUUCUCUUCCAGGAAGUGAAAAAGAUAUAAUACAGAUUUAAGGAGUUAAAGGAACUAUGAUUUUUUUCAUGAGUGUAAUAUUAUUCUCAGAAAGACAUCAUGCACAUUCCUUGUCUUUUAGAGACUGGUACAAAGAAAUUUGUCUGUCAUUGUUUAGCAUUCUGUUCCUUUCCAGCCUAACUCAAUCCACCCAAUGCGAAAGAAAUAUAUUUAAAGGGAACUCUAUCAAGAUAUUGCUUAACACCAAAGGUAAAGUUUAACAAAAAUGCACUAGGAAAUGUUCAAGAGACCAUGUUAUAGCCUUUACCAAUGGCAUUUAUAAUCCAAGUUAAUUAAUUCAUGAUAAAGUGGAGUAGAUUAACUUUGCAGGUUAUAUGCAACACAUUUUUGUGUGUCAAAUUAUUUAAGUAUUUUGAUAAUGAAUCUAUAUUAAGGUUAUUAUUUUAAGUCUUAACUCCAAAUAGCUACAGUUAAAUUCAAUUUCUUCUAAAUUCAAAUUUAGCAGCAUUAUAUAUGUUUGCAUUGUUAGUGCCACUGAAAGAUUCACCAGGGAAUACAUUUAAGAUCCACCAUAUAGUUUUAGUUCAUGCAAGCAUUUAAAACAUCUAAGAACUCUAUCAUAGUUUACCAUGUUUUGAGAUUUCACAAUUUUAAUUUGCAUGGGUGUUUAAAUGAUUCUGUUAGUACUGUCUUUGCAUCCUUCUCUUCCUCUUUUUUUAACCUAGUACUAUUUACUCCAUAAUGUAGUAACCAUGAGACUUACUAAUGACCUUGUAGCCUUUCUAAUAUGCACAUAAUGCACAUUUUCCAAUGGCUAGAAAAUGCAAAAUAUUAGUGGAUAACAUUGCAUCAUGUUUUUUCUCAGAAGGACUGCUAACCUCUGGAAUAAUAGAGGUAGUCAAAUGAUUAUUGUAAAUUGAAUAGCACAUAAGAGAUAUUUUCUUGAAACUAAACUUAUUACAGCCAGUUUCAGCAUGUAAAUAUAUAAUAAUGUUGGCUAGUGUGUAAUUCUUAAACUAAAAAAAUAUAAAUAAAGGAAAUAUAAAAGAA
Messenger RNA from Crotalus tigris (Tiger rattlesnake), 8919 nucleotides. RefSeq names its product gamma-aminobutyric acid type A receptor subunit beta2 (gene GABRB2). Gene Ontology annotation, cellular component: synapse; membrane; neuron projection. Gene Ontology annotation, molecular function: GABA-A receptor activity; neurotransmitter receptor activity; extracellular ligand-gated monoatomic ion channel activity. Gene Ontology annotation, biological process: regulation of membrane potential; chemical synaptic transmission; signal transduction. Lineage: Eukaryota; Metazoa; Chordata; Lepidosauria; Squamata; Viperidae. Bases 1651 to 2985 code for a protein of 444 amino acids. The record is from RefSeq and is a predicted model, not a curated record. The transcript is spliced from 9 exons.